Molecule: messenger RNA, 1236 nt
Organism: Phoenix dactylifera (date palm)
Lineage: Eukaryota; Viridiplantae; Streptophyta; Magnoliopsida; Arecales; Arecaceae
Source: RefSeq, a predicted model, not a curated record
AUGGCAGAUAACCAAGAUAACCAGAAUAAAAGGUUGUUGAGUGACUAUGCCGUGCCGAAUAUCAAUGGUGCUCAAUCCAGUAUUGUGAGACCUACAAUCAAUGCUAAUAAUUUUGAGAUUAAGCUUGGUCUCAUCCAGAUGGUGCAGCAGGAGCAGUUUGGUGGAGCACCUGCUGAGAAUCCACAUGCACACCUUGCCAAUUUCUUAGAGAUUUGUGAUACAAUCAAGAUGAAUGGAGUUAGUGAUGAUGCUAUUCGACUCCGACUUUUUCCAUUUUCUCUAAAGGAUAAAGCCAAGGCCUGGUUGAAUUCCAAAGCACCUAACUCUUUCACCACCUGGAAUGCCUUGUCACAAAUUUUUCUAAGUAAGUAUUUUCCCUCAGUCAGGAUUACCAUAGAUGCAGCUGCAGGAGGUACUUUAAUGAGUAAGUCAACAGAGGAGGUAUAUAAGUUAUUAGAAGAAAUGGCCUCUAACAAUUAUCAGUGGUCUAAUGAAAGAGGUAUGCCUAAGAAAGUUCCAGGUAUGUAUGAUGUAGAUGGCAUAAACAUAUUGAAUGCCAAGGUUCAAUUUGUGUCUAAUUAUAACAAGCAGCAGAAGCAGAAUAACCCUUAUUCCAACACAUACAACCCAGGCUGGAGGAAUCAUCCCAACUUUUCAUGGAAAGAUCAAGGUAACCAAGGUAGUAGUUCUAGACCUCUCCAUCCUCCUGGUUUCCAACCAAGACCAUCCCAACCAGAAAGUAAGCAGUCUUGGGAGAUAGUUAUUGAGAAGUUAGCCAAUGCUAGUUCAGAGAGAUUUGAGAGACUAGAAGCAAAGCUUUACCAGUUGCCUAGUAAGACAGAGGUCAAUCCGAAGGAGCAUUGCAAGGCAGUCACCUUGAGAAGUGGUAAGCAACUUGGUAAGGUAAGUGGUGAGACUAUAGUUGGUGAUGAAGUAGACUAUGAAGAGGUGAGCAAGAAGUUUGAGAAAUUUUUGAAAGUGUUUAGGCAGCUUUACAUUAAUAUUCCUUUUGCAGAUGCCUUAGCACAAAUUCCUGUAUAUACAAAAUUUUUAAAGGAGAUCAUGUCUAAGAAGAGGAAAUUGGAAGAUUUUGAGACUAUUGCUUUAACAGAGGAAUGCAGUGCCAUUAUCCACAAUAAGCUUCCACCAAAGCUAAGAGAUCCAUGGAGUUUUUCUAUUCUUAAAGCUUGGAUUAAAGGAGUUGAAGCUUACUACCAUCUCUUUGCAGCUAGCUGA